AUGCCAAGACGUAGGAAAACUGUCGGACAGGUCAGUGUUUUGUAGCAACAAACAAACGUGUUCAAAACCAAAAUCUCAAAGAGAAUUUUACGGAGAAUCCGACGCUGCUCCUCUCGAUUUUUGCUAAAGAGCACUGGCUGGCGAGAAAAUCUGCCUGUUUCUGCCACAUUUUCUAGCAAGUUCAUCUUCGGCGACGUGUAUCUCAAGAACCACGCCGCCGUUGCAAAAGUGGUCAACUAGUAAGUUAACGAAAAUUAUCUCGUGAAUAACUUUGUAGUUGAUCGUAUAUUUUUAAAAAAAUUAGUUUUCGAGUUAUCCUCGCUUUUUUCUUGUCGCUCUAGGAAAACAGUUCAUAACUCGAAAACUAAUUUUUUUUAAAAUAGACGAUCAACUACAAAGUUAUUCACAAGAUAAUUUGCGUUAACUUACCAGUUGACCACUUUUGCAACAGACGCGUGGUUCUUGAGAUACCGAAGAUGAACUUGCUAGAAAAUGUGGCAGAAACUGGCAGAUUUUCUCGCUUUUCUCUAGCAAAAAUGGAGAGUAGAUUCGGAUUCUCCGUAAAAUUCUCUUUCGAAUAUUCCAAAAGCCCCGAAGGUAAGUGCGGGCCAUUCCCUAGUUAGUGUCGUGAAAAAAUCGAUCCUCUGAUCCACAUAUCUCGGUCUGAAACUCGGACCCAACAUACUUCAGUCCAAGGCCGAAAAGCCUGCAAAGUUUGGAUCGGAUCUCUUUUCCCAAAAUGCUGCAGUGUAGUUGCCUUCAACUUUGUCAUUUUCCAAUGAAAAUUGAGCCACUUCUCUCUCUCUCUUUUCCCCCAACACGAACAAAAAAUUUGUCAUCGCUCCUGCAUGCGUCCGUCCGUUCACGUCAUCAGAGAAAUAUGGCCCGAAGGGGUGCUAAAUGCAAAUUACUCCCCUCCUCGCUCUCCCUCUUCUUCUUCUCCUUCUUCUUCUUCUUCUGAAUUCAGAUGACGUCGUUCUUCUCCUCCCUCUUUUUCUUCUUCUUCUUCUUCUCUCCAAAAUGACAUCAUCAUUUAUUGGAGAGCUAGAGCCCCACGCAAAAAUAGCCACCGUCUCGUUUCUCUGCGCUUCUCGUUCCCUCUCUCUUUCGCCGGCGGCGCCGCCACGGACGGAACCCCCCCGUUUUGGUGACGACCGAAAACAAAAUGACGUGAAAAAGUGGGCGGGGCACUGGCGGGCAGCGAAAAAGGGGCGAAGCCUAAGAAGAAGAAGAGGAAGAAGAAGGAACACUCGCAGUUUUGUAAAAGAAGAAGACGACUAUUCUUGAAUAUUAUUAUUAUUAUUAUUAUUCUUACUUUUUGAAAAUGCGUGGGCGUCGUAACCGUACCCUCAUCUCCUAUGAUCAACACGGCAACAUUCAGAAAAGUGUGAGUUGGACAUGCACCUCAUUUCCGCAUUUUUAACUCUAAAACCCAGCUCGAACACCUUUUUUCGUGUGCAAACUGUGACUGACUCACAGUGUGUGUGUGAUUGUGUGAACUCUACAAAGUCCAGUGCCAAACCGAAGCGAUGCUGCCAAAAACAAACAGAAUCGAAUAGUGUCCGUUUAAGAAAGUUCCACAGUUGGCAAAAUUGGACAAAUAAAUGCGCGUGCGCCGGGCAAAUCUCCCUCCUCCCUUUGACACGUUUUUGUUAGCGGAGAUAGGAAGGACAUAUCGAAGAUUGGGUUUGGGAAGCAUUUCAUAAAAUUACCCAACUUUCGCUCGCGCUCGCUGUCAUUUUUGCAUAAUUUUAACAUUUUUAUCGACGCUAUCUCUUUUCCCGCCACUUUUUUAUCGAAUGCAAACAUAAAUAAACCAGCACAAAAGUGAUAAUGCAAUUUUCGCGUUUUCUCACUCUUAAAAAGCAACGUUUUUAAAAACCUGAAAUUUGCAGUUGGCACCGCACGUCUCAUCGAACCGAAUGCGUGGAAACGGAAACGGAAAUCACCAGAAUGGCCAUCAACUCGCCGAGCAACAGCCGCAAGAGCCCUACAAUCCGCAGAGGACCACUCUUCUCACCAAGGGACAGGUUAGACGGGCUUUCGUAUAGAAAUGUUCAGCGGGCCCAGUUUUGAAAUUCUCCAGAAACUGUAAUAGUUGUCCGAAUGGCACACACACGACAUUUCUAAAUGAAAAAGUCAAUUUUCACUUUUUAACUUCCGUAGUGACCGGGACCUAGAAGAUGCUGAAAAAAGGGCUCGAUUACACAUGUAUUUUAUUGAUUUUUUGUUGAAACCGCAAUUUUUUUUUGGUCCAGACACUCAGUCUCGUCGAUAAACUUAUUUAGGGGGGACACUAGAAAAAUCGCAAAACAAGUCGAUUAAUUUCGCGCCAAAAAAAGCGUACUUCCUCGUGAACAUUGGCUGCCAAUCUACCAGUCGCUCCUCGAAAAUAACAGGUUUUUCCCCGUAGGCGCCAAAAAGUUAAAAAAAAUGGAGGAACGUUACAACUUUAAUUAAUUACACCCCCCGAAAAGGGAUCAGCGAUCGGGGAUCCAAAACAGUUUUAGAUAUUAUAGGAUUCUGGAAAAAAUAGCGACAAACAUUUAAUCACUGUUUCAAAAAAAUGUUUGAAAGUUUUACUCGGUUCUCAUAAACAUUUAGCCUCUUGUGCUAUCGUAGCGCGACCAAAAAUCUCAUUCGUCUAAAAACCACCUGAUCAAACAGUUUUACACACUUUUACGCCCUCCCUCGCCGUCCAAAACAAGCUUUUUCUCUUCGCCGAUGACGUCGAAUGGAAUGUCUCUGUUUCUCUCGUACCCUCCUCUUUUCGCGUACUCUCUCGUCGGCGGACGCAGAAACUGAGACGCAAACACAGCCUUAAUGAGGCGAGGAAAACGAGCGAAUAUGAGCGAUUUGAUGGCUGGAAUUCACAGAAUCGCGGGGGGAUCUGCAAAUUAUGAUGGGAAAUUUUUGCGAAAAGCCAAUUGCUGAAUUUCAGAUGUGUCGCCUACGCGCCGUGCUCGAAGAACGCGUUGAAAUCCACGGACGCGGCAAUUUCCCGACAAUCUCCACAAAACUCGUCGAUCUGAUUCGGUGUUUGAGGCAGUACAUGGGGUAAGCAAUCGAUUGAAAAUUUUGCGCAGAGCAGCUCUGUCUCUUGCCACGUUUCCGUGUCUUCCGAGAUAAUCGCAACAAAAAAAACGGUUGCAGACGAGUGCAAGUGCCGGCGAAAAACGUGCGUUUGAACGGUGGAGCCGCCUCUUUCGUCGCCUCUUCGGACGAUUUCAGUUACGCGGACCUCGAUCUCAUUUUUCCGAUUCAAAUGCCGGAAAAUUCGGACGAAAACGCCGAACGAGUGAUGUUCGACUCGAUCCGCGACGCCGUCUUCAUGACCAUCCGCGAACUGAUGCCCGACAAUAUCGGAAAGGAGAAAUUCGAUUUCGAGACGCUCAAGGACGUUUAUAUCAGAAAAAUGAUCAAGGUAACACAUUGAGAAGCUAAAGGCGCAGAAAAUUAUAACAUUUUUAAAAAGACCGCGUCUAAAGCGUUUGACUCGCGAUUUUGAUUCGCUUCUAUUCGGUUUCCCGCAUUUUUUAGCUCGAAAUCAAUAGAAGAAAUGAGGGGUCUUUUUAGCCCGGGCGCUGCUUAAAUUUUCCUAUCCAUUUUUAUCGAAAAAAAACCUCUAAGAAAUCGCAAAAAUUACGCAUUCCUUUGCAGGUUUCCGCCGACAGUGACACGUGGUCGUUGUUCUCGCUGAACAACGAAUUCGGCCGGUGCAUCGAGCUGAAAUUCGUGAACAAAAUGCGGCGACAAUUCGAAUUCUCCGUCGACUCGUUCCAAAUCCAUCUCGAUCAAUUGCUGGACGAUUUUGAGGGAUGCGAACAGAAACGAGUGACCAUCGAGAGCAUGUACGGCGAUGUUCAGCAGGUAUGUCGCCCAGACCAUUUUACUAUUGUAGGGGCACCGCACAGAAAUGGCGCUCUGUUGAGAAACUCUUUUUGCAGUGCAAAUUGAGCGACCUCGGGGCCGAGUUUGAAAAGUUAGGCCACGUUUUCAGUGGAAAAUUUCAGCGCGCCCUUUCUGUCCGGUGCCCCUAUAAUAUAAUGUAGAGUCAUUCAAAAACUUUUAGUGCUAUUUUUGAUCGAUUUUGAUCAAUUUAUCAUCAAGAAAAUUCAAAUAAAAAAUUUAGGCGAUGACCCAUCUGCAAGAACGUCUCAUCGACACCAUAAAGCCGGAGGAAAUUCGCGGAGGCGGCCUUCUCAAGUACUGUCACCUCAUCGUCCGCGGCUAUAAACCGUCGCGGCCGUGGUACACGAGAAAGUUGGAAAAGUGAGUGACAAUCCGACAAUUUUUGCGUGAAUGUUGUCUCAUUGACUUUCUUGAUGAUAAACGCGAUCAACAACGAUUUCAGGUACAUGUGCUCGCGCUUCUUUAUCGAUUUCCCGGACGUGUGCUCGCAAGAAAACAAGCUCCGCAACUACCUGGACUCGCACUUUGGCACCUCGUUCAACGGCGCCACGUACGAUCAGUGGUCCUCGAGCGGAUCGGACACCGACUCGGAGGCGUCGACCUCGCAGGCGACGACUUCUUCUCUUCUGGUCACCGGACAGGCCAAGUACGACUUCCUCAUGCUCCUCUACCGGGUCAUCGACGAGAGCACCGUCUGCUUGAUGGCCCACGAACGGCACAUGACACUCAACAUGAUCGACCGCGUCGCUUUUCAGGUUUGUGCCUCUUUCUGUUGAACUCUGUCUGAACAUUGAACUAUUUCGGUCUGAAAUUAUCGAAAACACUCGAAACUGGAGUCCGUGACGAAAGGUCGGAAAACCAAAAAGGUCGGAAAGCCAAAAGGUCGGAAAAAAGUGACAAAAGGUCAGAAAAAAAACGCCAAAACGUUGCAAAAAAAAUUCCAAAAAAUCUGAAAAAAGUGACAAAGGAAAAACUGCUAAAAUACCUGUUUUUUGACUUUUUGUAAUUUUUUUCAGACCUUUUGUAAUUUUUUUCAAACCUUUUGGCGUUUUUCCGACUUUUUGUCAUUUUUUUCCGAUCUUUUGGCGUUUUUUUCCAACCUUUUGGCAUUUUUUCCGAACUUUAGUCAUUCCGACCUUUUCGCUUCCGACCUUUUUGGUUUUCCGACAUUUUGUCACGGACUAGUGCAGAAAAAUCCAGUCAAAACCGCACUCGCAUCAUAUUCGACGAAAAAAUUCGAAAAAAAAAUCUCAAAUUUUUUGCAGCUCUCAAUGCAAGUCUACACGCCGCCCACAUUCUCGUCCGGCUCCUCCACUCCGCCCCGAACGACGUUGUUCUAUUUGCCGCCGGACGCGACCGCCUGGAUCCCAGUCAUUUGA
This is a messenger RNA of Caenorhabditis sp. 36 PRJEB53466, 5291 nucleotides long. NCBI's taxonomy places the organism in Eukaryota, Metazoa, Nematoda, Chromadorea, Rhabditida, Rhabditidae. The record is from the annotation of a GenBank genome assembly.